Pocillopora meandrina is the source of this 3517-nucleotide messenger RNA. Lineage: Eukaryota; Metazoa; Cnidaria; Anthozoa; Scleractinia; Pocilloporidae. The record is from the annotation of a GenBank genome assembly.
GAACAUUCUUUUGGUCGGUAAAUUAAGGCUUUGCAUUAGCAAAAUGAUUAUCGUGCGCCACUCUAUAUUUUUUAGCUUUAUCCUGGUGCAGGUGUGCUUUGUGUGUAACACAUUUGUGUUAGAAACAAGUGGAAAAUUAUCGGAGAGUGACAUCAACAAGAGAAGCAGUUUAACAUCAGGUAAAUGUUAGGUUGAAUAUUUCAAAUAGCCUCGUAUCUACACGUGCAAUUUUUAGUUAUUUUUCGCAAAAUUUUUCGGUAAUAACAAACAUACGUACAACUGAAUGGGAAAAAAAGUUUGUCUUUGCGUUGUAUACAAUAAAUGCAAACUAUCCAAGGGCUGUGGGAUAAAAUUGAUAACGAAGCAGUAGGCAUUUACCAUUAAGCAAUUUGUCCUUUUUCAUCGAUGUCAUUUUGUUUUUUACGCAUCUGAUGACGAUUAUUGUGAACAAAAUCACAAUAAUUCAAGAUUUCAAAGAUGUCUGAAUCGUCAUUCUAUGCCAAAGUGUUAAAUUGGAGGCUGUUGUUUUAGUCAUUACGCAAACAGAAGAAAUUUCAUGGUGCGAAGGUGUUUUAUCAGGUGCCUUUAUUAUUUCUGAAGUGAUUAUGCGUCUACUCCCCUUUCGAAAGUUCGGCAAAUGAUCAGUUUACACGUUGGCGAGUUUUUCGAAGGUUUGGUCGGGAAUGAGAUGCAAAUAUAUGAGGGUAGUAAAAGGUUUAACAUAACGCGUGAUUAUGGCAAAAAUUGAUUUGUGACGCGUGUAUUUUGCAGGCGAACGUGAUGGUGAAUUUAUGAACCAGCGUCAGGCACGAUUUGCCUCCUAAAAUAUGUGACCCGUGAAUCUUUUCUUUCGUUUCGUGAAAACCUCAAAAUUUACCUCAAAUCUCGUGCACAGGCAGGUAGCCAAUGCGACCAAAUUUUUCACUUUGGCGACCAAAUCCUGAAAGUUAGUCGCCAAAUUGGCGACUAGAACGUUUCAUCAUAACCUUACCUAGAGAUAUACUGAAUUAGAAAGAUUUGCAAAGAUAAAUCCGCGGCAAACGUAGCACGUGCUUCUCGAUCGACAACUAGACGCCGUCUUGGAUUUAGAUGAGCCUGAAAGUUGUAUAUCAUCCAUCCUAGUGUCCAAUUUAUAGCACGUUAAGGAUCUUUUCCCUAACUUAAUUUUGGAGGGUCUAUCUAGAACGCUGACAGCGUAAAGAAAGAUUUUGUUUGUCUUUGAAAAUGGCGACAAACUUUUUUUGAAUUGGCUACCACUUUGAAGAAUUUAGGAGCCAAAUGGCUAUCAGAAAAAAAAAAGUUAAUUUCACGCCCUGAAAUUGAAAAGGUUCCCAACCUCGCGUAAAAAACAGAAAGCGCAGAAAAAAUUUCUUUUGACGUUUUAAAAAUCAUUCAAAGGGAGCAAAGUAUGGUUGUUAGGUCUGACAGACCAAUAUUGUAUUCAAUGUAUUGGGCCUUAAAAAUGAAAAACAAAUUUAAUAAUGAAAUGACACAGACUGAAAUACCUUCUUUUACACAUAAAGGGCAUUGAAAUGGUACUUGCUGAAUUUCUAGAAAGGGGCACUAAAAGUUGAUGUCCUUUCAGAACGGGGUGUCUCUUUAAAUACAAUUUUUGGCAAUGAUUUCUAACCUCGGGAACUGAGUGGCACAUGUCAAAUCAACCUAAGUCAUCUUUCCGAAAUCUGGGAUGUGGUGAUUUUUGUUUUAUAUUUGACUUAUGGCUCGACGUUGAGUCCGGGUAUCAUCCGUAAGCCCCCUCCCCUCAGAACAAGAAUGUCUCGGGGGAGUUUAUCAUCCGACACAAGAUACCUUUAUUAACAUUACUCUAUGAAUUCAAUAAAGGAAUGAAACACUGAAUUUUUAAUCUCUUGACACUAACUUCACUUUUGCGUCAGCUUUAUAUCGUGUAGAGGUGACAACUGCUGAUGAUCAGUGGGGAACAGGGACCGACGCAGAUGUUAGUAUUCAAAUCUUCGGAGUCAAAGGAAACACAUCAGUUGUUGAACUAACCAAGCCAGGCAACCUGUUUGAAAGCGGAAAGUAAGAGUUAUUCUAAUCUCACAGUACUACAGAUCUAAGAUUCCGCGAGUAGGGCCUGAUUCGACAGGUUAUCCAUUUUGAAUGGAUUAGCCCAUAGUGACGCUUUCCACUUUAGCUCGAAAGACUAUUUUGGAAGGCUAUGUACUCGAUCAUUUAUUUACUCAUUUAUUAACCUGUUUUUUUAUACUUUAUGGGCCGUUUUAUUCAUUUGAAAAGUUGCCAUUUGUUCAUAACACUCAUCAUUUUUUAUGGACAAGUGGUUUUGGGGGAUGUGAACAUUACGAAACACAAACGCGAAAAAAAAACAACAACAAACAGAUAAAAAAAAUCACAUAACGACAAUUUCAUAAACAUUUUACCUAGGCAAGGAAUAAUGCAGCACUCAGUUGGUGAUCAAUAACCCACUAUGUCACAUUAACCAUAAUUUUAUAUUUAAAAGCUGAACUUCUGUAAAAUUUCAAUCGCUUUCUUUUUUUUCAGCACUGAUGAAUUCAUUUUUUUGGGAAAGGCUGUUGGUUCUCUGACAAAAGUUGGUAUCAAAAGGAAUGAAAAGGGACUCUUUGACAGCUGGAAAUUAGCGAUGGUAGGAAUAAUAUUUUAUUUCAAUAUUGGCUUCAGAUGCGCAAAUAGUCUGACCCGACAAAAAUUUAUUAGAUACCUUCCUUUUUAAUUGAAUACUUUACAAUCAAGCGUUGUUUCUGAUUCGCCUAUUAACAAGUAGCUUUUCACUGGUAUAUUUACACCUACCAGUUAUUCAAGGAACAAAAGUUCACUUAUAACAACCAAAUUCAGUCAAAGACCAAUUUAAGAAGGGCACGAUUGGGGACCUUGUGUCAAGUGUUUAACUUAGGAACGAAAACUCCUGAUUCAAACCCUGACUGGGUUAUUAUGUCCACCUCUGACCGAAAAAUAUUCAAUCGCAGUGCUGAUUUCUGCGUAGAAGCACUGAUGGGAAUCAGCAAUCUCACGGGGAAACUAGGUAAAUAUGCAGGGGUUCGAAGUAUAUACCUCCCAUUUAGCGAUGAUUUUGGUAACCUAAAUAUUUACAAAACUGAGACAAGCUCUUUUAACUGUUCUGCGAACAAUAUGCUCAUGUUCCCUACUGCUAAACGUUCCUUACAAGAGUCUUGGACGUGUUGUUUUCUUGUCGUAGGUCUCUGGCUCUCGUUUUAUUGAUUGUUCGAGGAGUUUAGGGCCUUAAUUGUCCGCCGUCAUAUUUAUUGAGACUUUUUUUCCUUUAGGUUACUGUUAAGCCUGCUGGAUCUCUUGUUCACAAGUUUGCUUUUAACGAUUGGAUACCUCCCAAUAAAUGGGUGUACAGUUUUGGUGGAAAUAUGCAUCGCCGGGCUUUUAAGCGUGCUUGAUUUUGAAAAUCACAAGGGGGGACUUUCCUUUUUCAUUAUUGUAGUAACUAGGGCUGAUUGUAUACAUCUGAUUGUAAUGAGAUGAAUAAAUAAAGUCAUUAUUCGUCUCGCAG